This is a messenger RNA of Menidia menidia (Atlantic silverside), 741 nucleotides long. NCBI's taxonomy places the organism in Eukaryota, Metazoa, Chordata, Actinopteri, Atheriniformes, Atherinopsidae. The record is from the annotation of a GenBank genome assembly.
AUGGACGCGUUGGUAAACUUCACAAACCAAAGUCAAGGCAGGGAUCGUAUAUUCAGGGCAUCCCAAUAUGCAUGUGCACUUUCCAUCUAUUUACUCCGAAACAACACGGAAAGAAAGGACCUUGUGGCCAAACUUAAAAGUCUGGAAACUAACAUGAGUGCUGGACGAAAAUUGCUCAGGCUGGGAAACACAGCUAAUUCCAUUAAGGCUGCUAAGCGAACCGUGCAGCUCUCUGACCGGGUGCUGUGCCUGUGCCUCACUGCGGCCAACGUCAGCCGGGCCCUCUACUUUAUCUGUGACAAUGUGCUGUGGGCCAGGAGUGUCGGCCUGAUCCGCAACAUUGACAAAGAACGCUGGAACCUGAACGCCUCUCGCUUCUACUUCUAUUCAUUACUACUGAAUCUGACUCGAGAUGCUUACGUCGCUCUUCAGCUGAUGCUGGAGAGAAAAAGAGACAGACAUUUCAGGGAGAAAAUGGAUCAAAAUCUUAAUCAGUGUCCUGAAGUAGCUGAAGUUAUCCUUCCCCAGUUGGAUGCCUUUGUUUUCCUGCUUUUAGAAACCCUUAAAUCCCACCCAGCCGUGGCCCUAGACACCCUGAAAAACAUUUGUGAUCUCUUUAUUCCCCUCGACAAGCUGAGCAUCUACAAGUCAAGUGCGGGAGUGGUUGGAUUUUGUGGGCUGGUAUCCUCCCUGAUUGGCAUGGUUACCCUCGCAAAGCCCACUUUACAGAUCAAACCAUGA